AUGAACAAUUGCGAAGAAGCCGACUGUAAUCUAAUUGCCAAACAAUCCUGCGAUUGCAAAGGGGCCUCAUUUAGACUGUGCGACACACAUCUUUCUCUCCAUUUAAGCGACAAUCCUCUCACAGAUCACAACCUUAAAAGUCUCCUUAAAAUGAACAUUCAAUCAAGAAAUCUCGUUAUCCAAAAAUUACUAUACAUAAAAGACCAAACCUGCAAACAAAUAUCAAUGAUAAAUCAGCAAUCUUCAGCUUUAAUUAAUACUAUACAAGCUGAAACAGCGCACAUUUUAACCCAUAUGAAUGAAAUAAUUGCAUUAUGUGAAGAAACCUAUCAACGGCUCAUUACAAUCGAUGACAUUCCUGAUAAACAGUUUUACACUCCAUUUAAAAAUCUACUAAAAUCUGAUAUUUACUAUACCGGAAAAUGCCUUGAAGAAUGAAAUUACCCUACUUUUAAAGUAAAAAUUCCUGAAGACUCCGUUUUUACUAUAAAUUAUUCACCAUUAUCCCACUUAAUUAAUGGCUAUAAUGACUAUUUUAUGUACUUAGACACAGACAGAAAUAUUGUCGUAAAUAACGGGUAUACAGAAAAAAAAUUAUUUAAUUUCGACGAUUUCACAUUAAGGCUGCUACAAGUAAGCCCAAAAAUAAUAUUAGUAACUGGAGGCGACACAGACAGAAAACGCGCAGUCCUUUUAGACAUUGAACAAUUUUCCGUGACUCCUCUAGAAAAUAUGAUAAUGGAAAGACAGUGGCAUGCUUGUACCUGAAUUGAUGGCUGGCCAGCAGUUAUAGGAGGAUUUGAUGGAGAAAAUGAUUUAGACAGUGUAGAAAUAUUUGAAAAAGAAAAAUGAAGACAAAUUUCUAGCUUAAACCGGAAAAGAAGCACACCUUCAGCUGUAAAUAUGGGAGAUGUUGUGUAUGUAUUUGGAGGGUUUGAGGUAGAUACUAUAGAAAAAUAUGAAAAUCAUUGGUGGACUUUACUUGAAAUUAAAUUGCCAACAGAAAAUGCUGCGGUAGGGUUAAUUAGUUUGACGAAUUCAAGUGUGAUUUGUUUUGGAGGUUGGCAUAAUGAAGAAGAAUAUUAUAAUUUUAAGGCCAUGAUUAAUUUUAAAAAUUCAGAAUGGCUGGAGAUGAGGGAGUUAGAAAAUGAAGGGUGCUUUUUUUAUCAGUCUUAUAUAGUCAAGGACAGAAUUAUUGUAGGGAAAAUUGACAGAAAUGAAUUUACACGAGAUUUUGCUCUAGAGUUUAAAUAA
This is a messenger RNA of Blepharisma stoltei, 1254 nucleotides long. The record is from the annotation of a GenBank genome assembly. NCBI's taxonomy places the organism in Eukaryota, Ciliophora, Heterotrichea, Heterotrichida, Blepharismidae.